AUGCGUCGUAUCACAUUACGUUGGAUUUUAUCAGCUAUUGGAAUAUCUAUAUGCUGUCUUAUAUUGGUAUUUAUAAUAAGUAACUUCGGUGAUAAUACUCGUAUAAUAGAACAGAAACUAGUUAAAUGUGAUUGUUCAUCAACACAAAGUUCAUUUUCUCAAAUAACUCCAACAAAAUCAAAUCUUACUCGAAAUGAAUCCAUAUUAAAACCAUGUAAAGAAAUUCAAAAAAGUUCUCCUGUACAACGUGCCAUUGUUAUCUAUUAUCCACAUCAUCAAAGUGAAUAUUUUUUUCCAGAAGUCAGAUGGCUUUAUCGCUCAUGGGUUGAAAUGUUACUUGGUCAACCAUCAACAUGGAGAACAGAUUUUGUGAUAUUUACAUAUAAUUUUUCGAUUGAAUUUCGACAACUUGGUUGUGUUAAUCAUAUACGUCAAGAUAAAGAAGAACCAUCUAUUUGUCGUCUUUUUCUUUAUGUACCAGUACAAUUUCGAACAAAAAAUAUUACAAAUAAUAACUUUCAACAUGCAUUUGAUGAUGCAAAACGUGUCAUGAAAUCAUAUAAAGAUAUGAAUGAUUCAUUUAUUAGUGUACCAUUAGUAACUGAUACAGAAACAUUUGAUGCUAAACGUUCAGAAUCUCUAUAUGAAAAUCUUCGAUCAUAUGGUUAUAUUGAUUCAAUUAAUGCAAUUUAUGAAGGCUAUUGGACCUUUAAAAUGUAUGAUUUUAUUUUACGUACUGAUAUUGAUGUGUUUAUUUAUCGUCAUUUUGCAACAUAUAUUCCAUCAAAUUGUACUUUCAUAACUGGUGGUGGUGGUUAUGGUACAGAUUUUAAUCGACGUAAAUUGAGACGUAUUGCUAAUGAUAUGGGUUUUGCACAUGCUAGUAUAUCUGGCAUGGGCUCUACUUGGUAUGGUUCACCAUAUGAUGGAUAUCUAGUCGCUAAUCAAACAUUACAUGGUAUGUUAUGGUUAGCACAAUAUGAAUUUGCUAUACCAGAAAGAGAAUCUAAAUUAGGAACAUUGAUGUGGCCUGAAUGGCAUUAUGGUGUUUUACUUUUAUAUGGUCAACAUUUAGCUUUAAAUCAUUUAGUUGCUACAAAUCAAAUUCGAAUACUAAUAGGUACAUAUAUACUUGAUCAAUCGACAACAGACAAUACGGUGCAAUAUAUUACAGAAGGUACACGUCUUAAUUUACAUUGUUGGCAUACAGAUCAACGGUUUUCGAAAUUUGCUUUUAAAAUGGGUCAUUAUAAUCAAAGUGAAUUAGCAAAACAUAAAAAUGAUAAGACUGCUCAAUCUUAUGCAAUGCGUAUGGCACUUGAAUCAAAAUAUAUGACACUUGAAGAAAUGGCUGCAUAUGGAAGAAAUAAUUCUUCGUCAUCUUAA
Molecule: messenger RNA, 1386 nt
Organism: Rotaria sordida
Lineage: Eukaryota; Metazoa; Rotifera; Eurotatoria; Philodinida; Philodinidae
Source: the annotation of a GenBank genome assembly